AUGGUGCUGUUCGUAGCACUGAUCAUCCCGUUGCCAUUCACCGUCAAGCGAAAGAUGUUCAAUUUUAUAUCGGAAAGUCCACUGGUCGCCAAAUUACAAUAUGGAAUGAAGAUCACCUUCAUAUUCAUCCUCAUCCUUUUCCUCGAUAGCGUCAACCGAGUCUACCGGGUGCAGGUCGAAAUGUCCGCUCUGAUGAAGGACACUUCUGGCGCGGGACGAGCAGCCGCAAUGGGCUCGGACCGUAUGGAGGUCCAGGCUCGCAAGUUCUACUCUCAACGCAACAUGUACCUGACUGGAUUCACCCUCUUCCUGUCUCUCAUCCUCAACCGUACCUACGGGAUGAUCCUUGAUGUCCUUCGCCUUGAAGAAAAGGUCAAGCUGUAUGAGGGAGACCCGCAAGCCGGUGGCAAGGAAGGCGAGAAAUUGGGCAAACAUUACCGUGCCGAUCAGAUCGGAGAACUCAAGAAGCAACUCGAAAAGAAAGACAAGGCGUUGGAGGCCAUGAAGAGCCAGGCAGAGGGACUGCAGAGAGAGUAUGAUGAAUUGAGCGUCAAGUACAACCAGACGAACCCUAGCACGGGCGACAAGAAGAGCAACUAG
Molecule: messenger RNA, 600 nt
Organism: Capronia coronata CBS 617.96
Lineage: Eukaryota; Fungi; Ascomycota; Eurotiomycetes; Chaetothyriales; Herpotrichiellaceae
Exons: 3
Coding region: 1-600 (199 amino acids)
Biological process (GO): intracellular protein transport; endoplasmic reticulum to Golgi vesicle-mediated transport
Cellular component (GO): endoplasmic reticulum; endoplasmic reticulum membrane
Source: RefSeq, a predicted model, not a curated record